AUGCGGUCUCUGACUAUCCACGGCCUGUUGGCCUUGGCAGCGCUACCUCAGCUGGGCUUUUCAUCCGCCAUUGAGCGCCGCCAGACAUUAUCCAACACGGCUACAGUCGACCUCUCCAAGGGUCGUGGGUCGCCGAAGCACUUGGCUUCUGGGUUUAUCUACGGUAUUCCGGACUCCGGGUUUGGCCAAUCCCCAACUCAGAUCCCUGAUCACUUCUACACUGACAUGGGCUUCAACUAUGCCCGUGCCGGAGGCGCACAGAUGAACGAAGGCGGCUGGGUCCAGGGCCUUCAAGCCUAUGCCGCGCGUUUCAAUUCGACCAAACAGAACUAUCUGACCUCUCGCAAGUUUGGUGCCAGGUUCCAGCUCUUGCCCCACGAUAUCUGGGGCACUGAUCAUGCAACCUCAUCUACGGCCUGGCCUGGCGAUAAUGGCGAUUGGACAGAUUACGACAAGUUCUUGAAUCAAUUGCUUGGUGACUUGCAGUCUAAUAACAUGUUGGACGGCUUAGAUAUCGACAUCUGGAACGAUAUUAUUUCUGACACAGAACACACAGAGCAGAUGGUAGCUUUUGGAGCCGCAGCCAAGAUCAGUAUCUGCAGAUGUGGAAGCGCACAUACCAACGCAUUCGAUCCUCCUCCGCAUUUAAAAAUGUGCCCCUGGUCGGUCCCUCCAGUGCUGGACAGCCUUAGACCUCAAACAGUUGUUCCCGACCAGUGGACGUGGCAUGACGAACCGGGCGAUGUGGCCAAUGACCAUGGUAACUGGCAAACACUUCGUCAGCAGUACAAUGCGCCCGACAACCAAGUCAACAUCAAUGAAUACGCCGUCUUCUCACAGCAGGUUGCGACAGGUGCAGCCUGGUGGAUCUCACGUCUUGAGCGAUACAACUACAUCGGGCUUCGCGGAAACUGGCUCAGCACAUGCGGCUUGCACGACUUCAUGGCAUCUCUGCUAGGCAAGUCCGACGACAACAGCUGCACUGCUGGAGGGUAUGUCCCCAACGGCGAGUACCAAGUCUACAAGUAUUACAACCUGAACAUGACUGGCACUCGAGUUACCACGACUGGGAGCGGGGACGGGAAGCUGGACGUGUACACAACUAUUGGAACAGACAAGGUUCGCGUUUUGACCGGCGUGGAUAUCGCUACUGGCACGUGGUACAUCACCAUCAACAACCUCAGCUCCGUGGGUCUCCCGACUUCAGGCAGUCUCGCUAUUCAUACUUAUGGAUUUGUUGAUGAUGGCCACUAUGGAGGAGUCUCAGCUCCAACUGAUCGAGGAGUGUAUUCGCAUACAUACUCUGGCAACUCCGUGACGUUUCCAGUUUACCAGACGGAUGUUGAUAAGAACACUGCUUGGGCUUUUGAGUUUGCAGUUGGUCAUUGA
Molecule: messenger RNA, 1389 nt
Organism: Fusarium fujikuroi IMI 58289
Lineage: Eukaryota; Fungi; Ascomycota; Sordariomycetes; Hypocreales; Nectriaceae
Exons: 4
Coding region: 1-1389 (462 amino acids)
Source: RefSeq, a predicted model, not a curated record